UAAUGCUACCGGAAGUAGAAUGCAGUAUGCAGUGUGCAUUUAUGGAUUUCAAAGCUAAACCAACCAGCUAGAAUCGUCUAAGAUGAAGCACGUGUUUCUGACUGGCGUUCCCGGUGUGGGUAAGACCACACUGGUGAAGAAAGUGUAUGAGGCGGUGGUCUCCUCUGGGGUCACAGUGAACGGCUUUUACACAGAGGAGGUCAGAGAGAGAGGCAGGAGGGUCGGCUUUGAUGUGGUCACAGUUUCAGGUGAAAGAGGCCGUCUGUCCCGGGUCAGCGCUGAAUCCACCACAGACAGACGUGAAUACAGGGUGGGACAGUAUGUCGUUGAUCUUCAGUCGUUUGAGAGUGUUGCUCUCCCUCUAUUCAGAGACAUGCGGGAGGGAAACAGGAGAGUGUUUGUCAUUGAUGAGAUCGGAAAGAUGGAGUUGUUCAGUCAGCCGUUUAUCCGUGCGGUGAGACACACACUGGACAGCUCCAGCUGCUCUAUCUUGGGCACUAUCCCUGUACCUAAAGGAAAACCACUGGCACUAGUGGAGGAAGUGCACAGCAGGCAGGACGUCAAGAUAUUUGUGGUCACAAAGGAAAACAGAGAGACGAUUAUUGAUGACAUUGUGUCUGCACUAAAGGAAUGCCUCAAAUAAAUACAGAGAAGUGGACAUUAUGGACAAUAAGAAACUGAUCAUAUAUAUUUUCACCCCCUAGUUGUUAUUUUUUUUGUCAUUUACUCACUCUUAUGUGGUUCCAAACUCAAAAGGAGAUUUUAGGCAGAAUGUUAGACUCAGUCACCAUUUAAUUGUAUUUACUAAUUGUAUAAAAAAAAAUAUAUGCAAUUAAAUUAAACUAUUGGGGCUGUUAAUCACAAACAUUUUGCCUAACAUCUCUUGUUUUCCACGGAAGAAAGUCAUGUCGGUUUGGAAUGACAUACGGGUGAGUAAAUGAUGACAGAAUUUUCAUUUCUGAGCGCCACUGAGCCCUUAAUAACACCCACAUCCUCCAUUCAGAGCAGUGUGUCACACAUGUAAAAUUCAUGCAUGUGAUUAAGCAAUUCAACAUGCCUUGAUCCUCCUCUGCAUUAUUGAUUCAGAGCAGGCGGACUGGGAUAAAGAGGGGAGGAGAGUCAUGGAGAUGCUGUUCUGGAGUAAACGAUGGAUGAAAAUGUUCUGGACUGACUCAGAUAAAACAAAAAAAGGGGGUGAUGCCCUCUAGAACACUUGUCAGCCCGACAACAUUUCUGACGUCUUCAGCUGGACACGGACCACUGAGGUGUCGACCUUUUCUCAUGUAUAGACAAAUGUUUCCUGUGUGUUUCCCAUUGGACAGGAAAAUAAAUGUAUAUUUGAA
Xyrauchen texanus (razorback sucker) is the source of this 1343-nucleotide messenger RNA. It is a transcript of the gene ntpcr, whose product is annotated as nucleoside-triphosphatase, cancer-related. Lineage: Eukaryota; Metazoa; Chordata; Actinopteri; Cypriniformes; Catostomidae. Gene Ontology annotation, molecular function: ATP hydrolysis activity. The transcript is spliced from 5 exons. Bases 83 to 643 code for a protein of 186 amino acids. The record is from RefSeq and is a predicted model, not a curated record.